GAAAGGAAGGGUUGAAGGAGAAUUCAUUUCCCCAAACAAGACUGAUAAAGGCUUUCAAGCAGCAGACACUGAGACAAAAGCUCCAUCAUUAUAGUUAGAGAGAAAACUAUAAAAACUGCAUAAGCGUUACAAUUGAACAUCCAGGAACACACAAGAUGGACAAGAAGAAAGAACCCAUGAGUUUUAAUGAAGCUGUAUACAAGGCGGGCAGUUCAAUCUGUCGUUUUCCUCUGACUGAGGUGCGAGGCGUCCUGCUCAGAAAUUGGAUAGCUCAAAACUGGAGCUCCAUUUGUGCUUUCUGUCCAGAUCCAUCCGAUUUGCUCAUGUCCACCUACCCUAAAGCAGGUACCACAUGGACCCAAGAAAUAGUGGAUCUGCUGCAGCAUAAUGGAGAUGCUGAGAUUUGUAAGAGAGCUCCAACUGCUGUACGCUUCCCAUUUCUCGAGAACCAUUAUCCUCCUCCAGUUCCGUCAGGACUGGACAUACUAAAAACAAUGGCACCUCCCAGAGUCAUCAAGACGCAUCUACCCAUACAGCUGGUGCCUGAGGGAUUCUGGGAAAAUAAAUGCAAGGUUAUUUAUGUGGCUCGAAAUGCUAAAGACAACCUGGUCAGCUAUUACCACUUUGAUCAAAUGAAUCUGGUUCAUCCAGAACCGGGUUCAUGGGAAGAAUAUCUCCAGAAGUUCAUGAAGGGAAAAUUGGCCUGGGGAUCUUGGUACGACCAUGUGAAAGGUUACUGGAAAGAAAGAGAGAAGAGGAAUAUCCUUUACAUUUUCUUUGAGGACAUGAAAGAGAACCCUCGUCGAGAAAUAGUGAGGAUCAUGCAGUACCUGGACCUGUUGCUAUCUGAUGAUAUCAUUGACAAGAUUGUUGAGUUGACAUCCUUUAAUAUCAUGAAGGACAAUCCAAUGGCCAACUACUCGUCGGUCCCAAAGAUCAUAUUUGACCACUCCAUCUCUGCUUUCAUGAGAAAAGGGGAGGUUGGAGACUGGACCAACUACUUCACACCAGCUCAGUCCCAGAUGUUUGAUGCGGACUAUGCCAGACAAAUGGCUGACGUGGACAUUCCCUUUCGCACCAGCAUAUGAAAGCUGUCUUGAAUUAAUAAUGAAUUGCGUAUGGAUUAAUUAUGAAUUAUGAGAAAUCUCAGCAUGUAAAGUAUUACUCUACGAAGGAUUAGUUAAAAAAAAUUCUGUUAUCUCUGAAUUUGUGCAUGGUUACAGCAUGGAGAAUUUAAUAAUGAGUCAGAUUUAAUAAUGUAUCAUAAAUAAAGGCCAUUUUAUUAUUGAAAGGACAGUCAAACUGUUUGAAUAACACUGAAUCUUUGGUCAUGUAUUGCGAUAAACAUUAUUUUGUCUAUCUGUAUAGACAUAAUGUAUCCACAUGGGAACACAUGUGCUCUAUAUAUAUA
Molecule: messenger RNA, 1411 nt
Organism: Pangasianodon hypophthalmus (striped catfish)
Lineage: Eukaryota; Metazoa; Chordata; Actinopteri; Siluriformes; Pangasiidae
Product: sulfotransferase 1C1-like
Exons: 7
Coding region: 156-1088 (310 amino acids)
Biological process (GO): sulfation
Cellular component (GO): cytoplasm
Molecular function (GO): sulfotransferase activity
Source: RefSeq, a predicted model, not a curated record